CUCCUUCGUCUAAUUAAUCCUCAUGCUCCUUCAUCUUGCUUUGACGUAGUGUGCAAUGUGAAUGUGAAGCAGGUACCCAAAAAAAAAAAAAAUCUUGGGCAUUUCUUUCUAUUUUUCCGUUUUGGAAAAAAGAAAGAGAGAAAUGAAAACGACCCAAUUUCCAAAAUGGAAAAAGGGAAAGUUUUUGAGGGCCCGGCGGCGGAAUAUGGCGCAGACAUUGCCACGCUCUAAACUCACAUAAAUGGGCCUCAGCCGCUAUCUCAUAUUCCAUAACGACCACCAUAGGAAACGAAAGGCCCAAGGGUGGGAAUUGGGAUCGUAUUUUAAUUUUUCCUUUUGGCGUCCCUCCUCUCUCUGUUUCAACAUCAGCGGUCUCGCAGGGCCGGCUUGUGCUUCUCACUUGCCGCCAACAUGGCUGUGGGCGUUCUCGCUCUACAGGGGUCUUUUAACGAACACAUAGCAGCGCUGAGGAAACUGGGGGUUAAGGGUGUGGAGAUAAGGAAGCCAGAACAGCUGGAGCAAGUGGGCUCCCUUAUCAUCCCUGGUGGAGAGAGCACCACCAUGGCCAAGCUCGCUGAAUACCACAACCUGUUUCCUGCUUUGCGAGAGUUUGUUAAACUUGGGAAGCCUGUUUGGGGAACCUGUGCAGGACUUAUCUUCUUGGCAAAUAAGGCUGUUGGACAGAAAACAGGUGGGCAGGAACUAGUUGGGGGCCUUGAUUGUACAGUUCACCGGAACUUCUUUGGCAGUCAGAUUCAGAGUUUUGAGACACAGCUUUCUGUACCUGAACUUGCAGCCAAGGAAGGUGGUCCUGAAACUUUCCGAGGAGUUUUCAUCCGCGCUCCUGCAAUCCUUGAAGUAGGGCCGAAAGUUGAAGUGCUGGCUGAUUAUCCUGUCCCAUCUGGCAAAUUGUUCGAUUCAAUAUCUGCUCUAGAAGCCCCACAGGAGAAUGCUGGGUCUGAAAAGAAAGUGAUUGUUGCUGUAAAGCAAGGGAACUUGCUAGGGACUGCCUUCCAUCCUGAAUUGACUGCAGAUACCCGAUGGCACAGUUACUUCUUGAAGAUGACGAGUGAGGUCGGAGAAGAGGCCUCAAGUAGUAUCUCUGUGGCUGGAGGUGAGGACACAAGUUCCAAUGAGCAAUUGGGGAAUGAUCUUCCUAUAUAUCAAUAGUAGCCAUGAGAAAACUAAUUAGUUAUCUUUGCAACAUCCUUAUUAUUUUGAAAUUUAUAGUUGCCUUCUAUUUAUGAUUUCUGUAAUAGGUCAGUCCGUAUUUGACUGGAAAAUUCUGUUUGGUGGGUUGGUUUCUAAGUGGAUUCCUCUUAUGUUUACUA
Messenger RNA from Vitis vinifera (wine grape), 1331 nucleotides. Its product is annotated as probable pyridoxal 5'-phosphate synthase subunit PDX2. The coding region runs from base 412 to 1170 and encodes 252 amino acids. The transcript is spliced from 7 exons. The record is from RefSeq and is a predicted model, not a curated record. Lineage: Eukaryota; Viridiplantae; Streptophyta; Magnoliopsida; Vitales; Vitaceae. Gene Ontology annotation, molecular function: glutaminase activity. Gene Ontology annotation, cellular component: cytosol; glutaminase complex. Gene Ontology annotation, biological process: pyridoxine metabolic process; pyridoxal 5'-phosphate biosynthetic process.